AUGACUUCUGAAAUAGAUGCUAUAGGAACAAACGAAUUUUUACGUCGUCGAAAACUAAGACUUCAACAGGUUAGAGAACAAUCGAAAGACAUAGCUAAGAAAAUCAGACAACGCGCUAGUGAAGAAAAGUUGCGGCAUGCGGUAGAUAGUAAAUCGAAGAAAGAAAAAGAAUAUUUUGAGUGUCAAGAGAAAUUAGUGAAGCGUUUAGAACUAUUAUAUGCGAAAGGAUUAAAGAAUGUUGGAACUGGUCAUAAAAAUGCUCUAGAAGUUACAAGUCAAGAAGCAGUAGAGAAAGUAGAUCUAUCAAAAAACAGAGGCAGGGAAGCAGUUGCUGAAUUAAGGAGAAAGAAACAAGAAAAGUUAGAUGAACAAAAGAAAAUAUUGGAUAGAAAACUACAAGCACGAGAGGUAGCAAAUGAAAUUAGUCGGGAAAAGUCUACUAGUGUGAAGAAUUCAUUAGCAAAAAAUACAAAAAAGUCUGACUCUGAGCAAGAAAAAGCAGUAAAUGACAUUGAAAAAAGCAAUCAACCUGAAACAAUUCCAGUUAAGGACAAUGCUGAAAAUUCGGAGGCAGUAAAAAAUGAUAUGGGAACACAAUGGCAGAGUGAAGACCUUCCAAAUGAGUGGGAAACUGUGCCAGCCCUGUCUUUGCCAAAGGAAGACAGUGUAAAAGACUUGAUUGAUAAAACAAAUAAGAGCAAACGACCUAAUUUAUUUGCAUUAAGCGAUGAAAUGCCCUCCAGUCUAAGAGGCGGCCUCUCAAGCGUGACUGAAGAACCGGCUCCUUUAAAACCGUCACUGACUUUGAUAACAGAUUAUUUGCAAAAUAGGAACUUGCGUUUACGACAACCUGAACCGAGUUGUAGUAGGAAGUCAAAUGAGGAUUUACAAAGUAUUAGGCAAACAAUUCUUCGAACAAGGGCUUCCAGAACAAACGGUAGUGUAUUGGAUAGUGUUUGUCGUGUUCUCGAUGACCAAGUAAUUCCGGUACCAUCCUGGCAAGCCGGCGAUAAUAUUAAUUUAAAUGUUCCUAAACAUAAUCACCAUUGCCCUAAGUCUUCAAGAAUAUGUACUAAUGUCCCGACUACCCCGAGAACGCUGCAUCGUCAGAUACAUUUAUGUCCCCAGUUUAGGAACUUAGGUUUGUCCAAAAAGAUCAAAGGUCAUGCAAAUUGUGGACAGGCAGUUGCUAAAGACAAAUCUGCAAGAUCAACCAAACCUGAUUUAUCGAUUGGCCAUAAAAAAUCUGUAUCAGUAUACAAUCAUAACACAAGAGACAUUCAAAAUGUACCUUGCAAUGAUGAUGAAUUGGUUGUUAGAGAUAGUAGGACCGCUGACGAUGCCUACACUCAGGCUUAUAAAGAAACUUCCAUAGUACACAAUAUAGAAAACAAUGAACUUAAUAAAAAACAUCAAGACAUGAGGAACAAAGUUGCUAUAACAAGACAAAAUGUUGAUAAAGAGUAUAGAGAUACAUUAGCAUUUUUGAAUUCAUUACCAAAAGAUAUGAGUUCUAGACCAAUUAGAACAGCUUAUAUGGAUGACGAACAACAGCUAUCCCAAAAUAACAGACAUCAAAGAAAAAUUCAAGAUGAGUUCAAGAAAAUUGAGAAGGAAUGCUAUAAACACAGCUGUAAGCAUUCAAAGAGAAAACCAAACACUUCCGAAUGUAGAAGUAAAUCUAAAUCACCUAUCACCAGAAGAAAAGAUUUUGAAUACUCUUGGAUGCCGGUACCAGAAAGUGAUAGAAGUCUUGCCAUCCACAACAUACCGAAUAAAAACAAAUCUGGCAACACUGUGAAGUUUGGUCAAGACAGCUAUCAUGAAUAUAGAUCAAGACACAAACAUACACCACCCACUAAAGACACAGAUAAAAGAAUGAUAGAAACUGUUAUAGUACAAAAUAGUUUAUCAAACGAGUCAUCUAUUACCUCUGAAAGCAGUUCCGUAGAAGAUGUGAGCCUCGAGAGAAGCAAGGAAGGGACAAAAUUGAAAGAUGCAGAAAAAAUUAUCAUAUACAAAAUAUUAAAGUCGAAAAAGGAUAAGAAAUGCAAACAUAAAAAGACAGAACCUAAAUUGCAAUCAGAUUGCGAUGUAAAUGUUACCGUUGGACAGAAAGUUGAUGGAAAAUUAGCAUCGCAAAAUGUUGGUACUUCAGCCAAUAGUAUUCAAAGAGGGGUGUACAAAGCUACUAAAAAUAAUGGGGACAACGUAACAUCCCUUUACUACACAGAGGAACAGCAAGAUGCUGACAACGCCAGUAAAAGUCUGCAGAAAGACAAAACCGAUCAGUCGUGUUGUGCUAAAAAUUCAAAUGGAACGCAUCUAGAUAAAGAUCUACAGCAAGAGGAAGAAGCCAUUCAAGAUCGGUCAGAAAAAAGACGCGUCUGUAAAUGUGAUAGUAAAAUAAGCGGUGAUAGUGGACCGGUUCAGCCUUCAGCCGCCACAUCGACCUCAUCAUUCAAAACAGCUACCAAUGAUAAAGGAAAUAGCGCCGAAACGGGAUUCAUAAAAUUUCUCGACGAAGGCGGUCAAGAAACUGGCAAAUUCUACAUCGGUGCCUCCGGUUUCAUCAAAGACGACGACUACGAAGUAGUUAUACAACUGAGAAAGAAAGAUGGAGAGAGAAUUAAAAAUAAACCCCUAGUUAACGAAGAACAUACUCAAUUAGAUAAAGUGUCGAAAAGCACUCUCACUGAACAAGAAAAAGCUCCUUUGCAACAGAAAUGCGAUGAAGAAUUAUUAAUCACUGAAUGUAAUCUCGAACCGAAAGAAAGUCAAGAAGGCAACGAAAUAAAAGAAGCGGAAAAAUGCCCUAUGGAAGUUGAAGAUAAUUCGCCGAAAAUUAUUCCAAGCACCUGUGAGAAGGCGGUGCUAACGAGUUUCCAAGAUUCUUACGCUAUACCCGAUGAAGUGCCUAAAACAGAUCCUGUGGUACGUGAAGCAACAUCUACGUACACACAGACUUCAUUCAAUUCACCUGUUCAAAGGCCAAUUUUCAUGCACAUGAGUUCAUCGACCUCGACAGCGUAUAUGAGUCCGCCGGAUUUGAUUCUACCGAAAUUCUUAAAAAAAGAUUACGUGUUUACAUACGAUACAUUCGACUCAGAAAACACUAUACCAGCUGUACACAGACAUAAGUCUAAAACACAACACGUUAAACAAUAUCACUGUAAUAAAAAAUGCGUUUGCAAGCGAUGUGUAUGUAAGGCAGCAAUGAAUUAUGACUUGAGAAAUGUUAAUAUAACGAAGACACCUCCUAACACAGCCAGGAGUUCAUACAAAUGCUUGUCUUCCCGCGAAAAAAUACACAAUGAAUGCAAAAAGCCUAAAUGUCGCAAGUGCAUAAGCCGCAGUAGCGGUAGCAAACAUUCGAUAUGUCAUAAAUCCAGUAGAAGAAGUGACCAGUCUCUUAGUAAAAAAACUCAUAAAAAUAUAACAAGCAGUGACAAUAUAUCUACACCACAUACCCCAAACAGAAUAAAUAUUAAGCCGAAGCCAAAAAAUGCCAAAAUUAACCCUGUCGUGAAGAAAUAUGUGAAUGAACUUCUGUCUCUAAACAAACAAGGUCUCAAAGCUAUUGAAAUCAUAAAUGAAGAUUGUAGUUCUGUGCCAACACCUGGCAGUUCCAUUAUAAACGACACUUGUAAUGCAGGUAGAGACGGAAAACUAACUACUAAAAUAUCUCUCGAAGAAAUCAAAAAUAUGUUACAGCAAAAGAUACUUAAAGAUUUGUCCAAUUCCAAUACAAUUGGUGAUACGAAUAAACUCAAAUGCAUGGAGAGUCAGACUAGAAAAUCAUUUAUUAUACCCAAAAAGAAGUUGCAUAAAGUAAAAUCUCUAAACAUCUCCAAGCGCUUUCAAAAUAAAAGUAAAAAUUUAUCGAAAGAUAAUUUACAAAGAAGAAAGUCUGAAUCUUCUUCCUCCUCCACGAGAGUUUUACCCGAAGAUGUGGAAGUUGCGAAGAGUAGAAGCAAGAGUUCACCAACUCCACGACCUUCAAAAACUUCUGAGUAUAAUAAUAAUACUAGCUCAGACAUAGGUGAUACAAUUGAUUCAAGAAUCCCUAAAGGAUCGGCGCAUAGCCUUAAAACUAAACAAUCCCGAGGACGAUCUUCAGUGAAAAUGGCUCAGAGUUCACGAUUUCCGCCAAACAAUGACUUCGUCAUGCCAAUUCACAGAGCUGUUACUACGUCUAUGUCUUCCGAGUCAGGCCUUAAUAGCUUCCUCUUCAAUAACAUUGGUCGAACACAAGCACCAGCGACUACAUGCACCCAAACAAGUGAAAUUAUCGAUAGUGACGCUAAUUUUAUGCAAGUGGCAGAAAACAAGUUACAGAAUAUGGAAAAAAUAGCAGACCUGACAGAAAAAUGUACGAAACGCUUGUCCAAUUUGGCGAGAGUUUUAGAAGAGGUGCGCAGAAAUAAAACUUCCAUAUACAGCCAAAUAUCGACCUCAGACUCCGCAUCCGAAACUGAUAACAGAAGUGGCAAACAUAAAACGGGUCCAGUAGCCGUGUGUCAAUCUGAUCCUAAUAUAUUAAUUCAAAAUAAGACGAAUCCGACCCCUUCUCCUUCAACGACACCAAAACCAGAGGAUAAACCAGCGAGUGAAAUCGAUCACAUACAAUUUACACCUUUCUUAAAAGACAUUCCGAGACCUGAUGUUUUUAAAUCGCCAUCGAAUACAUCCUUAUCGGUUUGUAGUGAAAAGUCAGUACUAGGUUCUCAGCCAGCGGUUCCCGUGGAACAUAUUACAAUGAAAUGUAGGGGUCGACCACCUCCAGCCCUAAACAGAGUCAACUUAAAGCAUGCCCAAGACGCUUUGAUAACGCCACAUGAACUAUCAACAGUUGUCGAAGUUGAUUCACCAAUGAGCUUAAAAACGAAAAACCAGUCAUAUCAGGACGCUCGCGUAGAUGUUUCAAAUAUAUCCAGUGGAACAGAUAAUAUUGUAGCCCAAGACAAUCUUCACGUUACAGCAGAAGUACGAGCGGUGAAGGAAAGCCCUUUAAAUCCUGAUUUACUACAAAAUAACAAGACUUUAUCUAAAAAACUAUCAAAAAUUUCAUCCAACGAUUCCUCUGACGAUUCCAAGAUGCGUAUGAUGGACAUGAAACAGUUCAAUGAUAUAAUGCUAAAACCGUUUAUAAGCCUGCAAGAAUACGCUAAGCAGUGUAAUAUUGGUCUCGACGAAGGCUCCAACAAUGAAGAGAUAUUUAAAGAGGAUCCAGGAAACGACGAAUUGAGCUCCUUACAUUCAGAUGGCAGUCUGCCCGAUGUUAUUGCAGAGUUAUUAAAACGAAAGGUAAUCGCUGAACCUUUUCAGUUCGACUCCGCUUCCAAUAUUAAUUCGACCACACUAUCCUCUGAAUCGACGAUUUCUAUGCUUGCUUUAUCCAAAGUGAGGAAAGGAAAAGAUAAAAGUAUGCUCAUGAGAAAUAAAGAGAACAUUGCUGAAACUUCUGAAACUUUAAGUAUAUCAUCCAAUCCUGAUUUAGAAAAGGCGUUUCAGAAACUCGGUAUGGGUUGGGCUUCGUCGACUUUAAAGAAAACUAAAGAGAGAUUGGCAUUGUCGUCUUCUUCGAGUGCCUCAAGUUCCAGCUUGUCGCAGUUCAAGAUAAAAAGUUUUAGUCAAAAUGUCCCAACUCUAGGCACUGAUUCCACUUCAUCAUUGGCCGAUACCUCAAAUAAUAACGGCCAUAGGAAAUCACCAACUAGACCUACCGAAAACUCUAAAAACGCUGUACAGCAGACAUCACUGACGAACUCUAUGACUGUAAAAGAAUUUCUAACAAACGAACUAGCAAAGAAGAUUACAUUCAAGAGCAAAACUAAUAGAAAAGAAGCCGAUGAGGAAUUCGUGUCGUUAUACGAAACGAAAAUGCCGGAGGAAUUGAAGAAUACGCAAAUCUCUAGGGACGAUGAAGAAUCUAGCGUGACGAGUGCUAAUAACAACAGGGCGCGGACUUCAACUCCCGUGCAAAUCUUCAAGUCCACUACAUACCGCUCCUCAUCCAGUUCAAACACCUCGAACGGCCUGUUCAGCAACGCUGAUGAUUUAUCCUCCGUCAAAGGGACUUCGAACUCUGUUCGCAAUCAUUCCACGUCCGACAGGGACGACCUCACGAUUCCCAACUGCAGCCUCAAGACGAAGAAGGAAUUUAGCAGCAGCAAAAGCGACUAA
Danaus chrysippus (African queen) is the source of this 6186-nucleotide messenger RNA. NCBI's taxonomy places the organism in Eukaryota, Metazoa, Arthropoda, Insecta, Lepidoptera, Nymphalidae. The record is from the annotation of a GenBank genome assembly.